AUGCUGGAUGAACUCUCACAAGAAAAGCUGAGAAAUUACUGGAAAAAUUCAGUUGAUGGCACUGCUUUUUGGCAAGGGACAAGCAUUUUGUUCAAAGAUGACAUACAAAGCUUAUUAGGAGAUACUGAAAUUUAUGGACAAAUCAUAGAUGCGUAUGCCGAGAUACUUCAUCAUGAUGAAAAGAAGGACCCUAAAAGACAACAGAAUGCAUACAUCACGUGCUACGCAUACAGGUAUCUCACAGAUAAAAUGCACCCAAGAACAUUCGAUGAAUAUUUUGUCAAACUCCUUGAAUGCAUAGGGAAAACUUCAAAGGCAGACGCAACAAAUGUCUUCCUCAAUAGCGUCAAGGAAUGUGCUCCAACAAUUUUAGAAAAAAACAGCUUCCCACUUCUUGAGUUCAAGAAGCCCGUCUACAAUGAAGAAUUGACCGACGAGAUUGCAAAACUUCUUCGAAACCUGAAAGUUACACCAGCAAUUGCUCAAACAAUACAAUAUCUGAUGAAACAUGAUCCCACCAAAUUCAACUUUAAGGAGGACAGGGAAUGCGCCCCAACAACCUGA
This is a messenger RNA of Prunus armeniaca (apricot), 564 nucleotides long. The record is from the annotation of a GenBank genome assembly. Lineage: Eukaryota; Viridiplantae; Streptophyta; Magnoliopsida; Rosales; Rosaceae.